UAAAAACACAAUUAAAUCGUAUACUAACAAUGAAAAUGUAGUAUCCCAGUCGAUCGCAGUGCCUCUGCUGUCAAACCGAGGAAGCUGCUUAAAAGUGGGGACAGAAAUUUCAAAUUUGCCCAUUGCCGAUAAAUCUCCUUUUUUAAGCCCUCCAUAGUUCAUAGCUACUUUAUUCUUAUUUUAUGGUUUCAUGGUUUUGUAAAUUAGUCUAUGGUUUUGUGAUUCAUUUUUUGUGGUUAGUUUUCUAUUUGUGUCGUUGAAUCAGUCAUUGAUUUGUGUUUUGUGAGUUUUCUUUUGUUAUGGUUUGAAUACCAAGGAGAAUACUGUUAUUUAAAGCUUUUAAGGGGCAUUAAAGUUAUUAAUUUUGAAGAAAUGGUUGAAACAAAUAUAGAGUGGCCCUGGCAAUAUAAUUUUCCACCAUUUUUUACCUUGCAACUGAACCCAGAAACCAGGGCUAAACAAUUUCAAGCAUGGAAAAAUCUUAUUUUAGAUUACUGCAAGAAAGGCAAGUUGUAUAUUAUUGAUGUUCGAGAAUCUAGCCAUAUCGCCUUGUUCAAUAAUAGCAACAUAAAUCGGAAAUUAGAUCAAUCUGUUAUUAUUUCUAUUUUAUCUGAAUUGCAAAGAACUGGCCAUGCCGCACCAGUUGAUAAGAGCAAACAACGUUGGGAAAUUUAUUGGCAUACUUUGGAUGAAUGGGCUAACAUGAUAUAUGAUUGUAUUUCAUCUCGAGGCCUUCAGAACAGUGUCUUAACUUUAUAUGAGUUAUCGCAAGGUGAAGAUGUACAGAAUGAGGAAUUUUAUGGGAUUCAACAUGAAGUUCUAGUUAAAGCAUUACAAAUAUUAGAAAAAGACAGAAAAUGUGAGUUGAUCUUGUCUGAUAGCGACGAAGGUGUUAAAUUUUUUUAAUUUUGAUUAUAUUUUGUUAAACUAAAUCAGAUUAAAACAAAUAGUUCUAUAUAUACAAUAAAUUUAUUGUUUGGUAUA
Molecule: messenger RNA, 984 nt
Organism: Sitophilus oryzae (rice weevil)
Lineage: Eukaryota; Metazoa; Arthropoda; Insecta; Coleoptera; Curculionidae
Gene: Vps25
Product: vacuolar protein-sorting-associated protein 25
Exons: 2
Coding region: 373-906 (177 amino acids)
Biological process (GO): protein transport to vacuole involved in ubiquitin-dependent protein catabolic process via the multivesicular body sorting pathway
Cellular component (GO): ESCRT II complex
Molecular function (GO): structural molecule activity; protein homodimerization activity
Source: RefSeq, a predicted model, not a curated record